Molecule: messenger RNA, 1722 nt
Organism: Oryzias latipes (Japanese medaka)
Lineage: Eukaryota; Metazoa; Chordata; Actinopteri; Beloniformes; Adrianichthyidae
Gene: sar1ab
Product: secretion associated, Ras related GTPase 1Ab
Biological process (GO): intracellular protein transport
Molecular function (GO): GTPase activity; GTP binding
Source: RefSeq, a predicted model, not a curated record
GGGUUUCUUCAGGCGGUCUUGAUGACGCACUUCCGGUUAACUGUCAGACUUCGGGCUCGUCGGUGGUCGAGAAGCUUGGACAAAAAAAACUAACGGACGAGGAGUUAAAAUACUCGAGAAAAAAGGGUCUUGCAUUGCAGGUACCAAUGUCUUUUUUAUGGGAUUGGAUUUACAGAGGCUUCAGCAGUGUCCUGCAUCUAUUAGGUCUCUACAAGAAGAGCGGAAAGCUUGUUUUUCUGGGACUAGACAAUGCGGGAAAAACCACCCUGCUGCAGAUGCUCAGAGAUGACAGACUUGGGCAGCACAAUCCAACAUUAUACCCAACAUCCGAGGAGCUGACCAUAGCUGGAAUGACCUUCACCACGUUUGACCUCGGAGGUCAUACACAAGCCCGGAGGAUCUGGAAGAAUUAUUUUCCUGCCAUAAAUGGAAUAGUCUAUUUGGUGGAUUGUGCUGAUCAUGAGCGACUAGGGGAGGCUAAAACUGAGCUUGAUGCUUUGCUAACAGAUGAAACCAUUGCAAACAUCCCAGUUCUCAUAUUGGGUAAUAAGAUAGACCGACCAGAAGCCAUCAGUGAGGACGGCCUCAGAGGACUAUUUGGCCUUCAUGGACACACAACCGGAAAGGGCAAUGUGUCACUGAAGGAGCUGAAUCUGAGGCCGUUGGAAGUUUUCAUGUGCAGUGUGCUGAAAAGACAGGGAUAUGGAGAUGGCUUUCGUUGGCUCUCGCAGUAUAUUGACUGAUUUUUGCCUUUCUUUUAAGCCUUAAUAAAACGAAUCGGGUUCUCUGUGUACACAAUGCCAUGCUCCACACCUGCAGAGGACACACACCCCUAAAACUGACCUAAACUUAUGGUAACGUUACCACCAAUAACAAUUGGUGUUUUAGUUUGAUAUACCCUUAAAUUUAAACAAUUUCACAAAAGUUAGUUUUCUACCAUCAGUCUGUUUUAUUUUGUGAAGAGAAUAACCAAACCUUUGUCUUUAGGCUGUUUUGGAAAUGCUGUUAGCCAUGUCAGUUGCUGUGAAUCGUUAUCAUUUCUGUAUGCUGGUGUUGACUUACAGGGAAGGACAGUUGAAGAAGUCGCCACUACAGAUUUAGGAUGCCUCCCACUUGCCCUAUCUAUGGAAGCGGUGCUUCUGUGUACACAAUUACGUGUUGUGCCUUUUUAUUUAACCGCGCUUCUGUCAAAGUCACUUCAGUCUCAAAGUGCCAACAGUUGCUGCCAAAAACAAAACGUUUUUUCCUCUUCAGAAUUAUGUGUUAAUGUAGGUUUGGGAGCCUGUUUCCUCCAUGGAUACUGUGAAGACAUCGUUACAGUCAACUGUUAGGAUUUAGAAUCUUACACAACAACAUGUCAGACUUAAAUACUUUUUGCCACGAUAGCCUAUUUUGAAACUUAGAAAAACACAAUGAAGUUAUGAAAGGAUAACCUGAGUACUUUGUGAAUAGUUCCUGCCUGUAACCUGCAGUGAUAUUAUGAGAGUACUCGUGGGGGAGGCACUGCUUGCAAGUUGAACCUAGAUUAAUUAAAAGCCUCUGAAUCAAAACAAGAGUGCAAUAUUUCUUUGUUGGGUGUAAAAUCUUAUUUAUUUUUUGCAAUAAAAUAUCCAUGACCUAUGUUACAAAAAGUACGCGUUACAGAUGAGGUUAUUAUCAUCUACAUGUAGAGACUGUUUUACAUGUGGGAUAUUAUGGCAUAAUAAAACUUUUUUUCAAUCC